Messenger RNA from Rotaria socialis, 1641 nucleotides. NCBI's taxonomy places the organism in Eukaryota, Metazoa, Rotifera, Eurotatoria, Philodinida, Philodinidae. The record is from the annotation of a GenBank genome assembly.
AUGACGCGUGUGGGACCUAGAAGUGAUUCAUCGCCACCACCACCACCAUAUACCAUUACAAAAUCUAACGAUUAUGACGAACAGCUAAUAGAUGAAGGAUCAUUAAAUGAACCAUUGGAUGGCACAGCGUCAUCAGAUCAAUUGUCAUGGCUAUCUAUAAUAGCUUAUGCUUCGGUUGGUUUACCUUAUUCAAUGCAAUUAUCAAUCAUAGCUUUUUAUAUAAAUGAAUUUCUAUUGGAUGUUGCUAAGGUAUCACCAGGAUAUAAUGCAAUUAUUUUAUUUACUAGUCGACUUAUUGAUGCCUUAACUGAUCCUAUUGGAGGCUAUCUUUUUAGCCGAUGUUCAUUUCGAUGGGGGAAAAUGAGACCUUGGAUACUUUUUUCAGCACCUUGUGUUGCGCUUUCCUAUUUCGGUGUUUGGUGUCUUCCAAAUAUUUCUGGCGGUGGUAAAUUGGCUUAUUAUCUUCUAGUUCAUUCUUUACUAUGGACAUUCAUGACUGCAUCACGUAUUCCACAUACAGCUCUCACUGUUUAUUUAACAUUAAAUCAGCAUGAGCGAGAUCAAUUAACAAAAUACCGUACUUUAUUCGAGGCUGCUGGUCUUUUACUUUCGAUUGUUUUUCAGUCGGGAAUCGCAGCUAUAUUUGGUGUAUCAAAAGUACUACCACUUUGUGACGACAAUUCAACUAAUACUUCCGAAUGGUAUAACAGUAGUAUAGUAGAAAAUUCGACGAUGAAAGUCAAUUCGUCGUUACCUAAUGUGGCAGGUGCUUAUAUGACUUCGGCUGGCAUUGUGUCUUUAUUGUGUAUUCUAUCAUCAGUGUUUCUUUUUUUUUCUGUUACUGAAGUCGUCGAUGUCAUUCCAACGAAUCAAACAAGCUAUACAAAAGGUUUUAAAAUGAUAAUACGUUACAAACCAUUUUUAAUCUUAACAGCAGCAACAGUCGCAUCUAUUCUUGCAACUCAAUCAAUUCAGAGUGUCCUUGAACUUUAUUUAAAUAAUGUCAAGAAAAAUCGUACAAUAUUUCCAUUUUUGGCUGGAACAUUAAUUGUAUCAACGAUGAUUCUUUUAUUUGUAUGGUCGAUAAUAAUGCGUAAAAUUGGAAAGAAAAAAAGUUUUGUUAUUGGAAAUUUGUGUUUAAUACCAACUGUAAUCAUCAUAUUAAUUAGCGAAUCUCCUAUGGCCCUUUUAUUUGUUGCAGCAAUCAUGGGUGCUAAUACAGUUGCUUGUGGUUAUAUCAUGCCAUGGGCCAUGCUACCAGAAUGUAUCGAUGCAUUUAUGCUUGAAACAGGUCGAAGACCGGUUGAAAUAUUUUAUACAUUCUUUUUCCUUGGUGCUAAACUUGUUCAAGCAUUAUAUGCAGGUGUUGUUCAAUUAGCACUUGGUGCAAGUGGUUAUGAUUCUACAAGAUGUGAACAACCAGAAGCAGUUCAAUUCGCAUUAAAAAUACUGAUGGGUGCUGUACCAGGUUGUGUACUAGUUUUAUCAACAAUAUGUUUAUAUUUUUAUUCAAUUGACGAUGAACGUGCUAAAGAAAUUCAAAUACAAUUAAAAACAUUAAGAGAUACGUCGUCGCCAGAGAAAGGCUUAGUCAACGAUUCAAAUAAAAUGGACAACGAAUCAGCUGACGUUUAUCUGUAA